AUGGUUGCCACAGACGAACUCACUGCGCGUCUCUCUGCGCUCUCAUUGGCUCCUUCUGCUCUGGCUGCCCACCCAGCAGUAUCCAAUCCUGGCCAAUGGAAAGAGGCACUUGGACUAGCUCCCGGGGUCCCAAGCUCGUUUGAGCUUUGCAAAACACUCGUAUUCAAACCAAAGACGGCGAAAUCAGCAACUCCUGUUCCGGUAGUCGCCAUCGCUCGCGACGAGACCGAGACGAGCUCUGGGGCACUCGCAAAGAAGUUUAAUCUCAAGGAUCUCCGUCUGGCCACCGACGAUCUCCUCAAAGACUUCUUUGCCCUUGACAAAGACUCGCUGGUUCUGGACAGCACCAUCGCCGGCACAUCUGCUCCCCUAGCCCUUCAUGCAUCCUCUCCCGAAGCUACCGUGUUCCUGUCCGGCAAAGACAUCGCCACAUAUCUCACCAGUCUCGAAACUGCCGAAGCCAAGGUCCAUGUGGUCGACUUUGCUGCGCUCAAGGCAGAGGCAGAAGCCACUCCGGGCGGUGUAGGACCAGUUGGUAAGGCUGCCCCCGCGAAAAAGGCCGAGGACGCCAAAAUUGAGGGCGCUGUUCAAAUUGCGAUCGGUGUCAAGAAGGAACUUGAUUUCCCUACUUGGUACACCAAUGUACUCAUUAAAGCCGAGAUGAUCGACUAUUACACAAUGGUUCGAUUCAAGAUCAAGGAGCUCGACGUUGAGAACUCGUACUUCCCCAUGUUCGUCUCGAGCAAGGUACUCGAGCGUGAAAAGGACCACAUUGAAGGAUUCGCUCCCGAAGUAGCUUGGGUUACUCGCGCUGGAAGCACCGACCUCGAGGAACCCAUCGCCAUCCGUCCUACUUCUGAAACCGUCAUACUACGCGAAAUGGAUCCAAUCCCACCGCGACCUCCCUCUCAAACUCAACCAAUGGAAUCGGUCGUCCGAUGGGAAUUCAAAAACCCUCAGCCUUUCCUGCGCACACGUGAAUUCCUCUGGCAAGAAGGCCACACUGCCCAUCUCACCCGCCCCGAAGCCGACAAGGAAGUCCGGGACAUUCUCGAUCUCUACCGACGGGUGUACGAAGAGCUUCUCGCCGUGCCCGUCAUUCCCGGUGUCAAGUCCGAAAAGGAGAAAUUCGCCGGAGGGUUGUAUACCACCACCGUAGAAGGAUUCGUCCCCACCUCCGGACGUGGAAUUCAAGGGGCAACAAGCCACUGUCUUGGCCAAAACUUCAGUAAAAUGUUCAAUAUCAGCGUCGAGGAUCCCAACUUGAGCGCAGCUGACAAGGCUAAACUCACGGACCCCGAGGCUGGCAAGGCCUACGUAUGGCAAAACUCGUGGGGUCUAUCGACUCGCACGAUCGGAGUCAUGGUCAUGGUUCACGGCGAUAACCAGGGUUUGGUUCUCCCCCCGAGGGUAGCGAACGUACAGGUCGUGGUUGUUCCUGUGGGUGUGACCGCCAAGACGACGGACGAGAUGAGGGAGAAAAUCUCGAACGCUUGCUCGGAUGUCGUCAAGACGUUGAAGGCCGUUGGCGUAAGGGCCAAGGCGGAUUUGCGAGAGGGGUACACUCCUGGGUACAAAUUCAAUGACUGGGAACAAAAGGGUGUCCCCAUCCGACUCGAGAUCGGGCCCCUCGACCUCGAGAAAUCCAGCACGCUCUCCGUCCGCCGAGACACAUCCGCCAAAUCCCCGCUCCCGCUCUCCGACAUCCAAACCUCCGUCCCGGCCCUGCUCGAAACGAUCCAAGCCGACAUGUUCGCGCGCGCCAAGGCCGCCUACGACGACCGCCUCAAAGUCGUCAACGACUGGUCCCAGCUCACGCCCACGCUCGAGCAGAAAUGUGUCGUCGUUAUUCCGUGGUGCGAGCAGGAAUCAUGCGAAGACGCGAUCAAAGACCGGAGCGCCAAGGAAGCAGCCGAGCAAGCUGACGAGCGCAGUCCCUCGUCGGGCGCCAAGUCGUUGUGUAUUCCGUUUGACCAGGAGAGAUGGGGCGCGCUCGAAAAGGGGACCAAGUGCGUUGGGUGCGGGGCCGAGGCCAAGCGAUGGACGAUGUUUGGAAGGAGCUAUUAA
Molecule: messenger RNA, 2067 nt
Organism: Rhizoctonia solani
Lineage: Eukaryota; Fungi; Basidiomycota; Agaricomycetes; Cantharellales; Ceratobasidiaceae
Product: prolyl-tRNA synthetase
Exons: 7
Coding region: 1-2067 (688 amino acids)
Biological process (GO): prolyl-tRNA aminoacylation
Cellular component (GO): cytoplasm; aminoacyl-tRNA synthetase multienzyme complex
Molecular function (GO): ATP binding; aminoacyl-tRNA deacylase activity; proline-tRNA ligase activity
Source: RefSeq, a predicted model, not a curated record